Molecule: messenger RNA, 2608 nt
Organism: Carassius gibelio (silver crucian carp)
Lineage: Eukaryota; Metazoa; Chordata; Actinopteri; Cypriniformes; Cyprinidae
Exons: 2
Coding region: 199-1611 (470 amino acids)
Source: RefSeq, a predicted model, not a curated record
UAUCAGUUUGUUGGCAAAAGCCUCUAGACGCCACUUCUCUUUGGCAGCAAAAGCCGCUACAUCCCGAGAACCAAUCAGAAGGCGCGAAUCAAUACAGGCGGUUUCAAUAUAGCGGCGCGUUGAGGAGACGGCUUUUUUUAGACGUCUGAGGAGAUUGUUUUGGUUUUAUUCAGAUUCAGAUUUUUUUACGUUUUUAAGAUGGAGUACGAUGAAAUGGAUGAGCCUAUCCUAAUGACAUCAAAUGGCAGAAGAAAACGUCGUUUACCUCAAAACUCUUCCCGUUACAAGGCAAAAGUAAAUCGAUACAGUGGAAAUGGCUUGGUCGCAAGUGUAGCAUGCACUCAUAACACUUCUUGGUGCGGUGCUGUUACUUUGAAGGAAUCUGAUUUAUUUUACAUCAAACAACAGCUCUAUUCCACCAACGACAAAGUCGAACAAGAUGCCAUUCUUCUGUCUCAUAUGGAUGCUAUGCCAUGUAAACGGAGGAGACAACAAGUGGAGGCUGAAGAGAAAAGAAGGCAAAGAGAUGUAUCGAUAAAGUAUGCCGUUUUGAAAGAAGAUAAAACAAAAGUUCCCAUCUGCCACGCUUCAUUCCUGAGCAUUUUCUGUGUCAAGAAAGACAGAGUUCAGAGUAUUGCAAAGUACUGGCUUGAGAACGGCAAAGCACGUCCCGAACAUCGUGGUGGUCCCAGGGAAAUUGAAGCACAAACUGCAAAGAAGGACAUAGUUCGAAAGCACAUACAGUCUUUUAAUUGUAGAGCAAGCCACUAUGCCCGCCGUGGUGCACCUGGGAGAAAGUUCCUGCCGAGUGACUUGAGUGUGGCAAAAAUGCAUCAGAUGUUUCUUGAGCAGAAUCAUCAACAAGUUUCCUACUCACUAUACUGGAGCAUCUUUGUGUAUGACUUCAACCUGGCUUUUGGUCAUCCUGCCAAAGAUGUGUGCUCUUUGUGUGUCAAAUUCCGCAUUGCAAUCAAUGAUCCUGAUCUGACUGCAGAAGAGAAGCGGAACAAGAUUCUUCUUUACACACUUCACCGUCGCCGAGCUCGUCAGUUUUAUGACACACUAAAUGACGUGGGUGAUACAUUCACUGUCUGCUUUGACAUAAUGGAGAACCUGGUCCUUCCUAGGUCUGCCAUCUGUCAAACGUAUUACUCAAGGCAGGUAUACUUUUAUGUAUUCGGUGUGGUCCGUCACCGUGGCAGAGGAGAACCCCAGAGUCGGCAUGAGAUAAAUCUGUACACCUGGCUGGAAUAUGAGAACUCAAAGGAUAGUAACAUUGUCGCGUCAGCUCUACAUCACUACUUCACCUCAGUGGCAGGAGUUGAUCUGCGACAGUGUCAGAGCCUCCGACUGUUCUCUGACUCUUGCUACGGCCAGAAUAAAAACAUUAAUGUUCUGUCUAUGUUGUUUGCCAUGCGUUCUCAGCUGUACCCCCAGCUCAACAUCACUUACUUCUUUCCUAUACGAGGGCACAGUUUCCUUCCAGCUGACAGAGUGUUUGGAAGGAUUGAGCAAGAUAUCCGGAAGCAUACAACUAUUCUGUUGCCAGAAGAGUAUAACAACAUUUUGCUGAAGCAUGGCACUGUCUAUCAAUAUGGAAAGGACUGGUAGUGCUAUGACUUCAAAGAGGCAGCAGCCAGGUUCACAACAACUCAGAGAUCAUUCAAAAUAAGUGAAGCAAGAGUGCUGCAAAUCUCUGGAGAUAAGCUGGGGCUAAAGCCUGCUUUUGCUGGUGAAUUUUGCCAGCACUCUGUGCUGAAGCGGGGAAAGAAGUGGUUUCAGUUCAAGCCGGCUCUUCUUCCGGAUGUGAACUGCGUCAAUGAAGCAAAGAGGACUGAUGUCUUGAAGCUGCUGGGUGAGUUGGGAGCACCAAAAGCUGUACAAGAGUUCUAUGAAAACAUCCUGGCAAGUGAUGGUGGCAAGGACAUUGAACAAGACCUUGAGGAUGAAUGAAUGACAGCAUCUAAAAGUUUCUGAGAAAUGUCCUCUUAUUGCACAGUACUGUUUGUGUUUUAUUUGCUUGUGUAAGCUUUUUUCUAAUUCACAAACAGGUCAAGUCCUAUUUUUAUUGUUAUCUUAAUGUCGCUUUACAUUUAAUGAUCUAAUUUAUUCUACUUGCAUCUGAUAUGCAGUUUAUAUUGGAACAUUAUAUUGGAAUUGUUUAGGGCUUUUACAUUUUUAAUUACAUUUAGAAUACCUGUUUAUUUGCACUGAUUUUUUUUAUACUUGAAUUUUAUAUUAAAUUAUUACUUUACACUGCUUAAGUCUUAUAAGCUUCUUAUACAAAAUGCACAGAUAUUGAUGUUUAAUACUUGAUUAUACUGAAUCGAAUAUGCUUUGUUUACAUCAAUGUUUGCAAUGUUUACAUAGUUCAACUUAUAAAUCCCAAAUAUCAGAAAUGACGUUAUUGUUAAAAUUUUAUUGAUGUCAAUGUAAUGUUAAUGACUUAAUGCACUUACUUGGAUAGAUGUAUUUUUAAUUUAAUGUUUGUGCAACAUUUGUUUUUUGAAUUGUUAAAAUAAAUGUACUGCCAUUUUUUGCCAAUGUGGUUAUACUGUGUGAAUCUUUCUUUUACAUGUGUAUAUAUAGAUUUUUUUUUUUUUGGGGG